Epinephelus moara (kelp grouper) is the source of this 3877-nucleotide messenger RNA. Its product is annotated as calcium-binding mitochondrial carrier protein SCaMC-1-like. The record is from RefSeq and is a predicted model, not a curated record. The coding region runs from base 399 to 1826 and encodes 475 amino acids. Gene Ontology annotation, biological process: transmembrane transport. The transcript is spliced from 10 exons. Gene Ontology annotation, cellular component: mitochondrial inner membrane. Gene Ontology annotation, molecular function: ATP transmembrane transporter activity; calcium ion binding. Lineage: Eukaryota; Metazoa; Chordata; Actinopteri; Perciformes; Serranidae.
CACCACGGCAUAUCACACAGAGCAGGGGUAAAAAAAAACAGAUGGGGACUUUCACUGUGAGGAGCAUAAACCGGAUUAUGCACGCGGUUAAUCCGGUGGUUAUUUAUUCCCCCACUUUCCUAUUUUACCAUCUUUCCUGCUUUUCCGUAGAAAACAUCGAGCGGCUGCAGCCCUCAUCGCUCCGCCCUCUAUUACUGCAGUUCGUCUGAAGCGUCACGGAGUAGCCUGCACCUCUGCAUGGGACAAAUUAAAGUAACUGGGAACCCUUUCUCAACAUCCAAACCGAGCUCACAUCUGGAUUUUUGCAGGGUUUGUGGGUGAUUUUCAAGAUGGAUUAAUAACCAGAUCCUGACUGCAGGGCGACUCGUCUGGACUGCCGCUUCCACAUUAGCCUUACAAUGUAUCAGACGCUACGGACGCUUUUACUAUCAAAUGCGCGGUGCUGGGAUGCGGACAGCCGAAAGUCCUACCAGGACCUGUUUGAGAGGCUUGAUACCAACAAAGAUGGGAAGGUGGACGUCGCUGAGUUGCGGGCGGGCCUCAAGGCGAUGGGGAUAUUCCGCCACGGUGCUGCACAGAAAAUAGUGUCGUCUGGUGACCAAAAUAAAGAUGGGAGUCUCGACUUCAACGAGUUCAGCAAAUAUCUGAAGGAGCACGAGAAGAAGCUGAAGCUGACAUUCAAGAGUCUGGACCGGAACAAUGAUGGGCGCAUUGAUGCCUCAGAGAUCCAGCAGUCCCUUGCAGAGCUGGGCUUGGAGAUCAGCAGAGAGAAUGCCCAGAAAAUAUUACAAAGCAUGGACAUCGAUGGGACCAUGAUGGUGGACUGGAACGAGUGGAGAGAACACUUCCUGUUAUGCCCAGCUCACAACCUGGAAGAGAUCAUCCGCUACUGGAAACACUCCUCGGUGCUGGACAUAGGUGACAGUCUCGCCAUCCCAGAUGAGUUCACAGAGGAGGAGAAGAGCUCAGGUGUCUGGUGGAAGCAGCUUGCAGCAGGCGCAGUGGCGGGAGCUGUCUCUCGCACUGGUACUGCCCCUCUGGACAGAAUGAAAGUCUUCAUGCAGGUUCAUUCCUCUAAGACCAACAAGAUAAGCCUGGUAGGGGGCUUCAAGCAGAUGCUCAUAGAGGGAGGGCUCACUUCACUGUGGAGGGGAAAUGGGAUCAAUGUUUUAAAGAUUGCACCUGAGACGGCAAUCAAAUUCAUGGCUUAUGAACAGUAUAAGAAGUUGUUAUCAUCAGAGGGCGGGAAGACUGCGACACACAAGAGGUUUUUAGCUGGCUCUCUGGCUGGGGCCACAGCACAGACAGCCAUCUACCCAAUGGAGGUAUUGAAAACUAGGCUGACCCUGAGGAAAACUGGCCAGUAUUCAGGAAUGUUUGAUUGUGCCAAAAAGAUCCUGAGGAAAGAGGGUGUCAAGGCUUUCUACAAGGGCUACGUGCCAAACUUAGUGGGCAUCAUUCCCUACGCUGGGAUAGACCUCGCUGUAUAUGAGACUCUGAAGAACACGUGGUUGUCGUACCACGCCAAUGACUCAGCUAACCCAGGAGUUCUGGUGUUGGUGGCCUGCGGGACCAUCUCCAGUACCUGCGGCCAGCUGGCCAGCUAUCCACUCGCACUUGUGCGCACACGGAUGCAGGCACAAGCGUCUCUGGAUGCAUCAGACCAGUCCUCCAUGAGCAGCCUCAUAAAGAAGAUUGUAGCCAAAGACGGCUUUUUCGGACUCUACCGGGGCAUCCUGCCGAACUUCAUGAAAGUUAUCCCCGCUGUCAGCAUCAGCUACGUGGUUUACGAGUACAUGAAGACUGGUUUAGGAAUUUCCAAAUGAUGCUGCAAGCAGAUAAAAAAAACAACUUUAUUUGUCAGACUUGAAAAUGCGUGAAAAUAACUCCAAGAAAACAGACAGACACCAAACAUACAGAGCAUGACUUCCGCCAGCUGGCCACAGGAGUUCAGUGGAUGGAAAGCUGUAUGUAUCCCACUAAGGGUCGUCUGUCAGUAGCUAAAGCAUUUAUCACUGUGCUGAGCAUGCUUUAAUUUUUAUCCUGCUGUUAUACAUAACACACACUCCCAAAACAUGUGCACGGUCCAAAGCAAUAUUUGACAUAAAGAUAGCACUGUUAGUAAAUACAUACGUAGAGUUCAGAAAACAUACAUGAUGAUUUUAUUCUUUUAAAACUGUGAUCAAACCAAAGUGGUAGCUCAACAAGACAGAAUAUUGUGCUUUUUGGGAACAAAAGAAACAUAUUCUGUGGUCUUUUUUUGAUGUCAAAUGACACUACGCCAGUCCACACCCUUCAGAGGUAAUUUAACACCUUUCUAAGUUGUAAACGCCUUCCCCUGGAGUGACAUCAGCUCCAGAAAGACACUGCUCCAGUCUGCAGCUGUCAACUAAAAAUAACUGGCUGUGAAAAAUCAAGAAGUUUUUAACACUGGAAUACUGUCUGAAAACAAAAAGCAUCUUGUGCAAUGUGAAAACCACUAAUUCUGUGUGUUAUUUGAUGAUCAUUUAAAUGUGCCUUACAGCCACUCAAUGUGAACUCUCUGAUAUCAACAGAUGUGUUUUAUACUUUAUAUAUAUACUGUAUUUAUGUACUGUAUAUAUAUAUAUCCGUUUUCAGUUCUGGUUAUUUAUGGGUGUUGUUGAUGCUACUAAUACUUUGAAACAGUAACAAUGCUCAUUGGACUGAAAUACUUGAAGGAGUAUGCUUUUUGUCUUGUGUCACUUCUCAUUUCAACUCAUGAAGACCCCCACCCUCAAACGCACACAUACACACCCACAACAGGAUACAGUUACCUUUAACACUGUGUGACUUGUUCUUCCACACAGCGCAGUGGUGGGACGUUUGUAUCCAACAUGUACAAUGACAAUCAGCCUGUUGUCUUUAAUAUAAAUUGAUUUAAUGUGGAUUUUAAGAAACUAAAACAGGUCUCAGACUCGAUAGUUGUGAACUUGAACAUGUGUAAACUUCACUUAGAAGUUUAACGUUGUCUGUUGAUGGGAGGCUUACUUGAGAACAGUGGUUGGGUGGUGUAAAGGUCAGGAUGGGGGACUGCAUUAAAAAAAACAAUCGAGGUUUGUUAACAGCUCUGCCUGCUGGUCAAUAAAGACAAAACACAUGGACACAUUUUUAUGCUAAGUAUACCACAUCAUUAUAAUUUAUAGCAUUUUAAAUUAAAGUUGUGGGUUUUUUUUUUCACUUAAUCAUCUCAGUCCAGGGGUGUUAAAUGUGUUUUUAUAAUGAAUACAGCUUGUCCAAUAAAGAAGGAGCCAGAUGGAGUCAAAAUGGGCAGCAAGAGACUCCUCAGUGACAAAGCAGGUAAAAUACAGACUCAGUAAAAGACUUAGAAAAUGAUUUCAUCAGCUUUAUAUUUGUGAUUUGGUUCUCUGGCUUUGCUACAGAGUAUUUUUGUCAUCAUGCUUAUUCCAAGUUCUCACAAUUUUUUGAAUUGGCUUUCAUUCAUUAUACAAAAGGAUUUGUGCGAGUGCGUGGUAUCAUAUUACUAAUUAUGUCAAGAAAGAAUUUGAUUUGAUUAUGGACACCAAAAUGAUUGAUUAUGCACAACAGUACUAACAUUUAUAUUAGAUAAGUUGAGACAGACCAAGAGACCAUAAAGAAACCACAUGACAGGGCACCAUAUGACCCCCCAAAGUCUACAACACUAAGUGUUUUGCUGCUUAAAUGUAAUGGAAAUAAUACCUAUCUAGUUUAUAAUUCCACAAAGUAAAGUACAUUCUAUAAUGUCACUGUAUGUGUAUUACAUCUGUAAACAAUCUUCUAGUAUUAUUGAAGCAAAUAAGACACAUAAGUACUUCAAUUUUAACAGCCAAGGGAUACUUAAUAUUAAAAUAAAACACCUGUAAAUUCAUGGCAUUGA